CUUUCCUAGCUCUUUGUACAAAUGGCGGCUUACGGUGAAACACGCUGUACCGUAUAACCCGUGCGGCUCAUCCGGCCCGUUUCCUUCGUCGUGGAAGUAAAAAGUUGAGGCGCGGCCGAUAUCCGUUAAACCGACCGGACCGAGAGGACGCGACAGGCGUCGAGCGCGCGAUAAAUUGAUCGAUAAAUCGUGCCGAUAAGAAUAGUAUAUAAAUAAUAAUGGGCAACGUGAUGGCAUCCGCGCCUCUUCCACCUCCGCCGCCUUACAAUCCGCCACCGGGUCCUGGACUGAUGCCGAAUUUAGGGAAACAGGACCCGUCGUCCGCGGACGCGUACGCGCCCGCCGAGACGACCACUCGGAUCGAGAACCCGGGCACCAUCGAGGAUCUGCACAAGAAGUGUAAAGAUAUAUUUCCUAUAAAUUUUGAGGGAGCAAAAUUGGUUGUUAAUAAAGGAUUGAGCAACCAUUUCCAUAUUUCACAUACCAUUAACAUGAGUUCUGUAAUACAGUCUGGCUAUAGAUUUGGUGCAACUUAUGUUGGUACAAAACAAAUUUCACCUACAGAAGCAUAUCCUGUAUUGUUGGGUGAUAUCGAUCCAAGUGGAAAUCUUAAUGCCAAUAUUCUUCAUCAGCUUGGUUCAAGACUUAAAGGAAAAUUGGCGGCGCAAGUACAGAGAAAUAAAUUCACCGCUAUACAAAUGACAGCUGAUUAUCGAGGUGAUGCAUAUACUUGCUCCCUAACGUUAGGCAAUCCAGAUAUCCUUAAUUGUUCCGGUGUACUUGUUUUACAUUAUUUACAAAGUUUGACACCAUCGCUUGCAUUGGGUGGUGAACUUGCGUAUCAACGUGGACCUGGUUUGCCAGGUGGACAAAUUGCAUUAUUGUCCGCAGCAGGAAGAUAUACACACGGCGACUCCACAUUUAGCGGUAGUAUUAGUCCAUCCGCUUGCCAUCUCUGUUUUCACCAACGUGCUAGUCAACAAUUACAAGUGGGAGUGGAAUUAGAAAUCAAUGCGCGGAUGCAAGAGUCGACGGCAACAAUUGCCUAUCAAGUCGAUUUACCUAAAGCAGAUUUAGUAUUUAAAGGUAGCGUAGAUACGACUUGGACGGUAGGAGCAGUUCUAGAAAAGAGACUACAACCGUUACCAUUCUCGUUCGCGCUUAGUGGUGUAAUCAAUCAUAGCAAGCAGCAGUUUAGACUGGGUUGCGGCCUAAUCAUCGGUUAAGAACGACGCUCGAUUUGCGAGAUGCAGAUCCGAAGUAACUCCGCUUUCCGUACAGUCGGACAGUCGUGCAAUCUUAAGAUCCAAGAUGCUGUAUCGAUUCCUUUCAUUCAGAACAUCUGGCAUGUCGUGUUUCAUUAAAACUAUGACUCAUGUUAAGCGAUCGUGUUAAUUUGAUUAAAAGAUCUAUACACAUUUUUGAA
Camponotus floridanus (Florida carpenter ant) is the source of this 1426-nucleotide messenger RNA. RefSeq names its product mitochondrial import receptor subunit TOM40 homolog 1 (gene Tom40). The transcript is spliced from 6 exons. NCBI's taxonomy places the organism in Eukaryota, Metazoa, Arthropoda, Insecta, Hymenoptera, Formicidae. The coding region runs from base 219 to 1226 and encodes 335 amino acids. The record is from RefSeq and is a predicted model, not a curated record. Gene Ontology annotation, biological process: protein import into mitochondrial matrix. Gene Ontology annotation, cellular component: mitochondrial outer membrane translocase complex; mitochondrial outer membrane. Gene Ontology annotation, molecular function: transmembrane protein transporter activity.